AUGAAUCAACAAGUUAUGGAACCAGAUCUCAAAGUUGGCACUUGUAUCCCAUACGCCGAUACAGAAGGUCCACCAAAAGACUCUCAUUUAGUUGUCUGGCUGGAUAGUCAUAUCGGCCAACCAAUGAAUAAUACUGAAAUGAAAAGCAAAUUUGAAAAACAAUUACAAUCGAUCAAGCACAAGUCUGAAGAUGUUACAGCCGAAGAAACAAUAUCCUAUAUGUCACCGCAUUCUGAUAUAAAAUCAGCACUGGCUAAACAUGAAAUGAAAUUUAACCAUAAAACAAAUUAUAAUGAUUGUAAUAUCUUGUACAAAGACAAUUCUGUUCAAAGAUUGAAGAUUAAGGAAUCAUUAGCUAUUAUAGCAUUGAAACCGGAUUUAAAUGUAACUACUCGAUCCAUUCCAUUUUUUGUUUCACCAGAUGGUUGGAAGAAUAAAAAGAAGGUGAAAUUUAAAUUAAAACAAAAUUGA
Rotaria sordida is the source of this 471-nucleotide messenger RNA. The record is from the annotation of a GenBank genome assembly. NCBI's taxonomy places the organism in Eukaryota, Metazoa, Rotifera, Eurotatoria, Philodinida, Philodinidae.